AUGCAAGAUUCCAGAACAGUCACUGUUAUCAUUAACUUAUACGACGAAGUGCUGUAUAGAUUCAGAGGACACAGCACUUACUGAUUAGUGAACACUAAGAAUGGAACUCCUGGUUAACCAAGGUAAAGAGACAAGCAAAAGAAAGUGGUUGGUCGCAGCCAGAAAGAUACCGAGGCUUUUGGCUACUCUCUCGGACUAAAUACCAAAGAGACUCUUCCUCCGUCCUCACCCCCGUCGUUCACGGCCAUAUAAUCCCAAUGUAAUCCUUUUUUUCACUCUCCAUCUAUUUUUUCUCCUCAUUUCAUCAUUUAUAAAAAAAAAAAAAAAUUUGGUUUCAUUACAGAGCAACCACAAAAUGCCAAUCUCCAACCGUCAGGCUAUCUACGCCAAUACGCCCUCCCCGGCCAUUGACCCCUCCUUGUCCACGGGCACUUUCAAGAUCAACACUGUUACCAUCCCAGACAACAUUCCCGAUGACAAGGUCCUGGCUCGCGUGCACUACCUUUCGCUCGACCCGGCUAUGCGCCAAUGGCUUACAGCCAAACGAUCCUAUAUCGCCCCUGUCGAGCGAGGCAGUGUUAUGCGAGGCCAGAGCAUCGCACAGGUGAUCGCCGUUGGGAACAACAUCAAAUCCAAAUACCAGGUUGGUGACUGGGUCAUCGCAUACUCUGGGUGGCAGGAAUAUGCCCUGCUGAGCCCCAAGGAGGCCGAAAAAGUGGUCGUUCCUGCUGGAUGCAGUCCGACCGAUGCCAUGUCGGUGCUGGGCAUGACAGGGUUGACGGCGUACUUUGGCAUGAUGGAGGUUGGCCAGCCAAAGCCUGGUAAUACCGUCGUGGUGUCGGGAGCCGCGGGCGCAACGGGCAUGGUGGCUGGACAGAUCGCGAAGAUCCAAGGAGCCAAGAGAGUGGUUGGCCUGGCAGGCAGCGCUGAUAAGUGUGAAUUCUUGGUCAAGGAGUUGAGCUUUGAUGCGGCUAUCAACUACAAAGACAAGGACUGGAAGAAGCAGCUGAAGGAUGCCACCCCCGAAUAUAUUGACGUGUUCUUCGACAAUGUCGGUGGUGAGAUCCUCGAUGCGUGCUUGUCCCGGGCUGCACGGGAUGCUCGUUUCGCGAUCUGCGGUGCCAUCAGCCAGUAUAACUCGGCCAAGCCUCAAGGGCCUGCCAGCUUUAUGACUGUCAUUUCGCAACGGGUUACGAUGAAAGGCUUCAUUGUCUUCGACUUUGCUAAGAAAUACCCAGCUGCAUUGAAGGACCUGGCGACCUGGUUGACUCAGGGAAAGCUCAAGCGUAAGGAACAUAUCAUCAAGGGUGGUCUUGAGGCUGCUCCGCAAGGCUUGGUGAACCUGUACCAGGGUGCAAACACUGGCAAGAUGAUGGUGGAGAUCGCCCCAAUCAGCGAGGCUUUGGGCUCUCCCAAGGCUAAGUUGUAGACAGCUGGUCUGUCUUCUGCAUUUAUACUAGGCGUUUUGGAUCUAAAUGGGUAUAAUGUUGAGUAUUUUGAAAAAUCAAUGAAUCUUUUGGAAUAUAGUACCAUAUUGCCCUUGUUCUCAUGUAAUGUUCGUUAGUAUGGCAAAACACAAGUCCUCAUAUUUAUAAACACUGCACCAUGGGCACCACAACU
Molecule: messenger RNA, 1620 nt
Organism: Aspergillus wentii DTO 134E9
Lineage: Eukaryota; Fungi; Ascomycota; Eurotiomycetes; Eurotiales; Aspergillaceae
Product: MDR family NADP-dependent oxidoreductase
Exons: 2
Coding region: 356-1429 (357 amino acids)
Molecular function (GO): oxidoreductase activity, acting on the CH-CH group of donors, NAD or NADP as acceptor
Source: RefSeq, a predicted model, not a curated record